AACAGGGCAUCCAUUCUUCCUCCCUUGACUCUUUUUUUGGGGGUCAGCGAGAUCGCACUUAGAAUGAUGAGUCUACGACUGGUUUUAUUUCUGGGAGCAUGUGUCUUGCUCUCAGUGACAGCGCAAAAUCAGACUAAACCAGACAUCGAGUUCGUUGGUUUCAAGGUCAACAGAGAGCAACAAAUAAAGGGCAGAAACAUCAUGCUCACUGCCACUGCGAAUAUGAAAUUGAUGGGGAUCAAUGAUCUUAUCUACUGCGGAUUUAAAAACUUGAAUACAACGGGCUCACCGCCUGUUGAGACGGCCCUUGCCGCGGCAGGGAUUCGAUUCUCCCAACAGCGCACGAUGGCAAAAGCAAAAUGGUUCAUUAAAGAGAAACGUUCCGCUGGCCGAAUUAUCUGUAAGGGGAAUGCCAUUGCC
This is a messenger RNA of Nannochloropsis gaditana CCMP526, 420 nucleotides long. RefSeq lists its product as uncharacterized. The transcript has 4 exons. The annotation marks the transcript as partial. The record is from RefSeq and is a predicted model, not a curated record.